CAUCCCAGAGGAACGGGCAGAUACACAGGCUCUGCCAGGAGAAAGGAGCAUUCUGAGGUGUCCUUUGGGGAGCUGGGUUUCAUUCUCCCCAGCAGGAUUGAGGCUCUCCGCACCUCUAGAACCCUCUGUUCUGUGGGGGAUGUUCACAUACUGUGGGCGGGGUCAGAAGGCUGUUUGCUACCCAGGCCCCUGCCAGCUCAGUCUAUAUCUCCACCUAAGAUUUUGUGUUAUUUCAGAAUAAGAGAGUCUACACACUUUGAAGCUAAAGAUGGUCCUGAGUGGGGCGCUGUGCUUCCGAAUGAAGGAUGCAGCACUGAAGGUGAGGAGAUCAGUGUUGUCCCCAACCGGUCUCUGGAUGCCAAGCUGUCUCCAGUCAUCCUGGGCGUCCAGGGAGGAAGCCAGUGCCUGUCGUGUGGGACAGGGCAGGAACCAACUCUGAAACUAGAGAGCCAAUUAUAAAGAUUGCUGCAGGCUUGACCCACCCUGACCAGACAGUAUAAACUCAGGGCAGAUGCCCUGGAGAAAUCAGUUGGACAUUCCAGGCUUCCAGGAUUACAGCAAGGACCAGUCACCCACAAUCACAGGAAUGUGCUCCCUCCCCAUGACACGAUACUACAUAAUUAAGGAUGCAGAUCAGAAGGCUCUAUACUUCAGAGGUGACCAGCUCCUGGUGGGAGAUCCCAAUGUGGACAACUGCUGUGCAGAGAAGAUCUGCAUACUUCCCAACAGAGGCCUGGACCGUACCAAAGUCCCCAUCUUCCUGGGGAUCCAGGGAGGCAGUCGCUGCCUAGCAUGUGUGGAGACAGGAGAGGGGCCUACCCUGCAGCUGGAGGAUGUGAACAUCGAGGACCUGUACAAGGGUGGUGAACAGGCUACACGCUUCACCUUCUUCCAGAGAAGCUCAGGCUCAGCCUUCAAGCUUGAGGCUGCUGCCUGGCCUGGCUGGUUUCUCUGUGGCCCAGCUGAGCCCCAGCAGCCAGUACAACUUGUCAAGGAGAGUGAGCCAUUGGCCCGCACUGAAUUCUACUUUGAGCAGAGUCGGUAGGGAUGCAGGAGGCUGAGCUCCAGGCCAAUGCCCCCGCACCAAGCUCAUCCUGCUCAGGAUCUGUGGUAGGAAAAUUAUGCCCCUCCUAAAGAUGUCCACAUCCUAAUCCCCAGAAUCUGUGAAUGUUACCUUACAAGGCAAAACGGACUUUGCAAAUGUGAUGAAGGUAAGGAUCUUGAGAUGGGGAGAGCAUCUGGAUUAUCACAGUGGUCCCAGUAUAACCACAAGGGUCCUUCUAAGAGUGAGGAAGGAGGGUGAGAACCAGAGAAUGGAAAAUACUGUGCUGCUAAUUUCAAACGUAGGGGAUGAGGGCUACCAGCCAGUGAAUGCAGGUGGCUUCCAGAAGCCGGAAAAGGCACAGGAAUGGAUUAUGCCCUAGAGAUUCUAGGAGAAACAACUGAAUUUUAGUCCACUGAAACCCAUUUCUGACAUCUGACCUCCAGAACUUUAAAAUAAUAAAUUUGUGUUGUUUUAA
Canis lupus familiaris (dog) is the source of this 1520-nucleotide messenger RNA. RefSeq names its product interleukin 1 family member 10 (gene IL38). The record is from RefSeq and is a predicted model, not a curated record. NCBI's taxonomy places the organism in Eukaryota, Metazoa, Chordata, Mammalia, Carnivora, Canidae. The transcript is spliced from 8 exons. The coding region runs from base 512 to 1045 and encodes 177 amino acids. Gene Ontology annotation, molecular function: interleukin-1 receptor binding; cytokine activity. Gene Ontology annotation, biological process: inflammatory response to antigenic stimulus; positive regulation of gene expression; cytokine-mediated signaling pathway.